AAGAGGGGGCGGAGCCGGGCGGCGAGUCGGGCGCCCCCCAAUCUCCGCCUGGGCGCGGAUACGGAGAGAGGGAGAGAGAGAGGGCAGAGAGGCAGCCCUGCCCAUGGCGCAGCGCCUCGUCCCCGCCGCGCCGCCGCCGAGCGCCCUCCAGGCAGAAGCCGCGGCAGGAGCGGCAGCCAGGCUGGGAAGCGGCGCGGAGUGAGCCCGGCUCGCCUCUCGGAGCAGCUCCCUCGCCGCCACCUCGCCUCGCUGGGGCAUCUCCGCUCGCUCGCCGCGAUGCUCCCGCUUCGUCGCCGGCGGAGGAGGCAGGCGCUGCUCGUGGGCCAGCUGGGCGCCCUGGCCUCGCUCCUGCUCCUCGCCCUGCUGGCCGGAGACCUGGCAGGCCAGCAAGACGCCCCCGUUUAUGAUAUUCUGAACUCUGCUUUGGAAACCAGUGACAAGUGGGUUGGACGAAGGCUACAGCAGGAAGCGGAGGAGAACGUCACAGAUAACCCUGAAGAGACAGGGCAUCUUUAUUUCAAAAACUGCACUGAACCAGCUCUCCAUGAAUUCCCUAGUGACAUCUUCACAAAUGAGGACCGGCGGCAUGGAGCAGUAGUUCUGCACGCCUUUUGUGCUGUCUACAUGUUCUAUGCUUUGGCUAUUGUCUGCGAUGAUUUCUUUGUUCCUUCAUUGGAAAAGAUUUGCGAACGUCUGCACCUCAGUGAAGAUGUGGCAGGAGCAACAUUCAUGGCAGCUGGUAGCUCUGCUCCAGAACUGUUUACAUCUGUCAUAGGUGUGUUUAUCACAAAAGGAGAUGUUGGUGUGGGAACAAUUGUUGGCUCUGCCGUGUUCAACAUUCUAUGUAUAAUUGGGGUUUGUGGCCUCUUCGCGGGGCAGGUUGUUGCACUGUCAUCCUGGAGCCUCAUGAGGGAUUCGUCGUACUAUACCUGUUCUAUUAUUGCACUUAUUUUGUUUAUUUAUGAUGAAAUGGUUACUUGGUGGGAGUCCUUAAUUUUAGUGCUGAUGUAUGUCGUCUACAUUCUCAUCAUGAAGUUUAAUUCCAAUCUACAACAUCUGUUUGAAAGGAGGACAAAGAAUGCAACAAACAUGGUGAAUGGAUUAGCAAAUAACACAGAGAUGGAUGACAAUAGCAAUUGUGAUGCUACAGUGGUAUUAUUAAAGAAAGGUAACUGUUCCAGAAAUUACCACCGCAAAGCAUCUGUGAUCAUGGUGGAUGAACUGCUGUCUGCAUAUCCACACCAGCUUUCCUUUUCAGAAGCUGGCCUCCGGAUAAUGAUAACAAGUCACUUUCCUCCCAGAACCCGACUCUCCAUGGCUAGUCGUAUGUUGAUCAAUGAGCGGCAGAGGCUAAUAAACAGCAAAGUGUACACCAAUGGAGAAUCGGAGGUGGCCAUCAAGGUCAAGCACACUGUGGAGAAUGGGUCAGGGCCCAGCAAUUCUGCUGACAGAGCCACAAAUGGAACCAGAAGGGAUGAGGAGGCUGCUGUGGCUGGAAAUGAAACAGAAAAUGAAACUGAUGACAAUGAAAACAAUGAGAAUGAUGAAGAGGAGGAGGAGGAAGAGGAUGAGAAUGAUGGUCCUUACACACCCUUUGAUCUACCAUCUGGCACGGUGGAAAAGCUCAAGUGGCUGUUUACCUGGCCUCUCUCUUUGCUCUUGUAUUUCACGGUGCCCAACUGCAAUAAACCCCGCUGGGAGAAGUGGUUCUUGGUUACAUUUGCCUCCUCCACAAUCUGGAUUGCAGGCUUUUCCUACAUCAUGGUGUGGAUGGUUACAAUAAUUGGCUACACCUUAGGUAUUCCUGAUGUGAUCAUGGGGAUAACGUUUCUAGCAGCUGGAACCAGUGUCCCGGACUGCAUGGCAAGCCUUAUUGUAGCAAGACAAGGUAUGGGGGACAUGGCUGUAUCCAACUCCAUUGGGAGCAAUGUUUUUGACAUUCUGAUUGGCCUUGGCCUUCCAUGGUCUCUGCAGACCCUGGCAGUAGACUAUCGUUCCUCCAUUAAGUUGAACAGCCGAGGACUUAUUUAUUCUGUGGGUUUGCUGCUGGCCUCAGUUUUUUUCACGGUUUUCGGUGUCCAUUUGAAUAAAUGGAAGCUGGAUAAGAAGCUGGGGUUUGUGUGCCUUUCCCUCUAUGGCAUCUUCUUGUGUUUCUCCAUCUUGACAGAAUUUAAUGUCUUCACUUUCGUGAAUUUGCCCAUGUGCAGAGAUCACUGAUCUCAUGGACAGACUGCUGAGAGGCGACGUCCUUCUUUACCUGUGCAAUAUGAAACGUGGCUGGCAUCUCCAAGCAGGAAGAGGUGCCCCAUGAAGGCCGUGAAGUACACCUCCUCACUGUUCAUCAGCUCCUCUUCCUGUCUUGGCUUAGCCUCUAAGCCGCCCCUUCACACAUACAGGCACAAACUUGGAAACCUCCUGCAUUGAUGUGAAGAUUUACAGACUCAAGACACUCUGAACCAUGGAUGGCAGUCUAAGUAAAUUAACUUCUACCUGGCACUGAGCUAGAGAAGCUGAACUACAACCGUUUUUUUUUUCUUUUUUAACUUAUUUGAUUGAAGACUAAUCUAAUUUAUGAACUGAGACUAUAGCUAGGAUACAAAGAAGAAGGUACAAUGUGUUGGGUGCUUUCUGAGGAAAAGAGAAGGAAUCGGUUUUAUUCCUUUUUCCCAAACAAGCUGUCUUGCAGCUUCCUUGCUUUUCUGAAUACUCAAUUUCGUGGGAUGAUCCAAAAGCCACAAAUGGCACUGUGGGAAAUGAGUUCCAGGUACUUGUUAAUAGAAAUGGACCGUGUACUUUGGAAAGAAACCAUGGCGGCAGCGCAAAGCAGCUUCCUUUCCAGAAAUAAUGUAUCACUCAGUGAGAUGUGAGAGGACCUCUAACUGAAUGAAGACUAUACAGCUGAAUACUGCUGCCAUUUUCUUUUCUGAAACAAAACAAUUUUAUUGCUAACUUGUUUGUUGUAUUUCCGAGCAAUAGUUUUAGAUUUACCAGCCCUGGAAAGUUAAUGAGGUGACGUCCUGCUUUUAACUGUCAGUCAUUUGAAUUUGAAAUGCAAAGCCAGGCAUAAAGCCUGGACAGGACUGACCUCUUGUGGUUUCUCAAUAUUUAUAGUUUACACAGCACUUUUAGAUUGAAAAAUGUUUUAUGACCCUUACCUUGUCUGUCCCGGAAACAAUCCUGAGAGGUAAGUCCUUACAUUCCCAUAGAAAAUAUAUUUCAAAUGGGGGAGUUGAGGUUGAGAAAGAAGGAGAAUGAUGUGCCAAAGGCCAAUGAAUUCAUCUAGGACUAAGCUAAGGUUUGAACCAAACAGUCUGGACUCCAAAUCAAAAGCCAUCCUCCUGAAUCGCCGGGCUGGCUCUCAAUGUACAGGAGACAGAGAACAGGGUGGGCAGGGCAUUUCAAGUCACCUUAUUCAUUGAGAGGAAGACAUCAUCACAUGGAACACAUUUUUAAAAAAUAGUUGUAGACACUGGUUUCUGAAAGGCAUAUUUUGCACAGAUAUUAUUGCUGAGGUACCCAUUGCCACUCUGCAGAGGAUACACUGGACCUGGGUAGGUUUUAAUCCCCUCUUCCGAAAGACUCCGACACAAUUUACUGAGAACUUUUCCUCUGGAAGCUUAAUAUUGGGAGCCCUUCUGAAUGGAUUGUGUCCUCUUCUUGAGACAAAGUUGCUUUAAAUCUGUGUCUUUUUGGAGGUUGCUGGGUAUUAAGUAGCUAAGAUGGCUGUGAAAAAAAAUUCAGUGUCCCAUUGGAUCCUAUUGUGAUUUGGUGUGGUUUGUUCUGUUCAUAUUACAAAUGCAUUACACCUCAGGAGAAAUAGCCAUCAAUGUCUCACUUGCAUAGUUAGCAGAACUGUGCAUCCCUGGUUGUCACAUUCAGCACUUGACAUUUCUGUUUAAGAUGAUGUGUACGUUUUAUUUGCAAUGAGGGAUUUCCCCCAGACAAAUGUUUGACCUAUAUUUUAUCUGUAACGUAUAAAGAUCACGAUUAAUAGAGAAGCAGCAAACUUCUCUGCACACACUUAUAUACACAUCUAUUGACCCACCAAUUUGCACUUUUCCAUAUGAUUAUUUCAAAAUGAAUUUCCUUGGGAUAAAUAGUGUUAAAUAAAAUUUUCUAAUCUACAAUU
This is a messenger RNA of Anolis sagrei ordinatus, 4129 nucleotides long. It is a transcript of the gene SLC24A3, whose product is annotated as solute carrier family 24 member 3. Lineage: Eukaryota; Metazoa; Chordata; Lepidosauria; Squamata; Anolidae. Gene Ontology annotation, cellular component: plasma membrane. The record is from RefSeq and is a predicted model, not a curated record. Gene Ontology annotation, biological process: calcium ion transmembrane transport; intracellular calcium ion homeostasis. Gene Ontology annotation, molecular function: calcium channel activity; calcium, potassium:sodium antiporter activity.